Mauremys mutica (yellowpond turtle) is the source of this 6721-nucleotide messenger RNA. RefSeq names its product neuropilin 1 (gene NRP1). The record is from RefSeq and is a predicted model, not a curated record. The coding region runs from base 585 to 3335 and encodes 916 amino acids. NCBI's taxonomy places the organism in Eukaryota, Metazoa, Chordata, Testudines, Geoemydidae. Gene Ontology annotation, biological process: angiogenesis; vascular endothelial growth factor signaling pathway; axon guidance. Gene Ontology annotation, cellular component: membrane. Gene Ontology annotation, molecular function: semaphorin receptor activity; vascular endothelial growth factor receptor activity. The transcript has 18 exons.
GGGGAGGGGACUGGGGCUGUGUUGACGGCGGCUCCUCUGCCUCUCUUAUUGCCACGGAGUUGCGCUUCUCCUCCUCAGGCUGCAGGAAGGAGCCGCCCGGCGCUUCACACAUCCCCACGAUCCCCAUCCUCCGCCUGGGUGCCCGUCAGAGCCGCUCGCCCGCCCGGCAGCAGCAGGGUCCCAUUUGCAGGUGCCCCGCGCUCUCCCGCUACAGAGCAGACCGCCCCCGCCCCCGGCCGGACCCCUCCCUUGGAGAAAUCUUCCGGGGGGUUCCAGAAGCCGCCAGGAUUUUUGUCUUCGUUGCCACUUGGCUUUCUAGCCUCUUUGGAAAUGGCAGGGGCAGCGACGCCUGGAAAAGGAGCGAGUGUGGGAAAAGGGAGAGGAAACCGGAGCUAACUGACGGGAGGCAGGCGACUUGAGGCACACACAAAAAGAAGCGUCUCUGCCCCCAGGACUCAGCUGCUGCUGCGGAGCUAGCGUUCUGCCCCCAACUCCCGCCGCAGGAUUUAAGAGCUAAGAGGAGUUUUCUGCUGUGAGGGGUGGAUUUUUUUCUCUCUCUCCUUCUUCUACAAUCAGAAAGGAAGAUGGAUUGGGGACUUCUCCUGCACUGUGCAGCCCUCACCUUCACCCUGGCCAGGGCUUUAAGGAGCGAUAAAUGCGGCGAUAAUAUAAAAAUUGUAAACCCUGGGUACCUUACUUCUCCUGGAUAUCCUAAUUCCUAUAAUCCAAGCCAAAAAUGUGAAUGGCUGAUUCAGGCUCCUGAACCAUACCAGAGAAUUAUGAUCAACUUCAACCCUCACUUUGAUUUGGAGGACAGAGACUGCAAGUAUGAUUAUGUUGAAGUGAUUGAUGGAGAUAAUGCAAAUGGGCGCGUAUGGGGAAAGUACUGUGGAAAAAUUGCUCCCGCUCCUCUGGUGUCUUCAGGACCAUUUCUCUUUAUUAAAUUUGUCUCUGAUUAUGAAACUCAUGGAGCAGGAUUUUCCAUCCGCUAUGAAGUUUUCAAAAGAGGACCUGAAUGUUCCAGAAACUUUACUUCACCAAGUGGAGUGAUAAAAUCUCCAGGAUUCCCUGAAAAAUAUCCCAAUAGCCUUGAAUGCACAUACAUUGUCUUUGCACCAAAGAUGUCAGAGAUUAUACUGGAAUUUGAAAGCUUUGAACUAGAACCUGAUUCAAAUCCUCCGGGAGGAAUGUUCUGUCGGUAUGACCGAUUGGAAAUCUGGGAUGGAUUCCCUGAGGUUGGCCCCCACAUAGGGCGUUAUUGUGGACAGAACACACCAGGCCGAGUGCGCUCUUCAACUGGAAUCCUUUCAAUGGUUUUUUAUACUGACAGUGCAAUAGCAAAAGAGGGAUUCUCUGCAAACUACAGCAUCUUACAGAACAAUGUCUCAGAAGAUUUCCAGUGCAUGGAACCACUAGGUAUGGAAUCAGGAGAAAUUCACUCUGACCAAAUCACUGUCUCCUCCCAGUAUAGCACCAACUGGUCUUCAGAAAGGUCCCGGCUAAAUUACGCUGAAAAUGGAUGGACCCCUGGAGAAGAUUCCAGUAGAGAAUGGAUACAGGUAGACCUAGGCCUUCUCCGAUUUGUCUCUGGCAUUGGGACCCAGGGAGCCAUCUCAAAGGAAACUAAGAAAAAAUAUUAUGUGAAAUCAUACCGAGUAGAUGUCAGCUCCAAUGGAGAAGACUGGAUUACACUUAAAGAGGGAAAUAAACCUUUGGUAUUUCAAGGGAAUGUCAACCCCACUGAUGUUAUGUAUAGGACGUUUCCCAAGCCAGUGUUAGCACGAUUUGUUCGGAUCAGACCUGCAAGCUGGGAAAAUGGGAUAUCACUGAGAUUUGAAGUUUAUGGAUGUAAGAUAACAGAUUAUCCUUGCUCUGGGAUGUUGGGUAUGGUGUCUGGACUCAUUACCGACUCUCAGAUUACAGCAUCUAGUCAAGUUGAUCGAAACUGGAUCCCAGAAAAUGCUCGUCUUAUAACAAGCCGUUCAGGCUGGGCACUGCCACCAACUACUCACUCGUAUACGAAGGAAUGGCUUCAAGUAGACCUCGGUGAAGAGAAAAGAGUACGGGGCAUAAUUGUUCAGGGAGGCAAGCACCGAGAAAACAAAGUGUUCAUGAAAAAAUUCAAGAUUGGCUACAGCAAUAAUGGAUCCGAUUGGAAAAUGAUCAUGGAUGCCAGUAAGAAGAAGAUAAAGACUUUUGAAGGCAACACCAACUAUGAUACGCCUGAGCUACGGACUUUUGAACCCAUAACAACCAGAUUAAUCCGCGUCUACCCUGAGAGAGCCACACAUGGAGGACUGGGGCUGAGAAUGGAACUACUGGGCUGUGAAUUUGAAGAACCUACAUCAGUCCCUACCACUACAGAGGGCAAUCCUGUGGAUGAGUGUGAUGAUGACCAGGCAAACUGUCACAGCGGAACAGGUGAUGACUACCAACUGACAGGUGGUACUACAGUGCUGACUACAGAAAAGCCGACAGUAAUAGACAGUACAGUACAGCCAGAGUUGCCAGCAUAUGGUUUCAACUGUGGAUUUGGCUGGGGAUCUCACAAGACUUUGUGCCACUGGGAACACGACAGCCAAGUGGAUUUAAAGUGGUCAGUGCUGACUAGCAAAACUGGGCCUAUUCAAGAUCAUACAGCAGGAGAUGGCAAUUUCAUUUACUCACAAGCUGACGAAAACCAGAAAGGCAAGGUUGCACGGCUGCUAAGCCCUGUGAUUUACUCUCAGAACUCUGCCCACUGCAUGACUUUCUGGUAUCAUAUGUCUGGGCCCCAUGUUGGCACCUUGAUGAUCAAACUGAGAUACCAGAAGCCAGAUGAAUAUGAUCAGGUUCUGUGGAUACUGAGUGGACAUCAGGGGAACUGCUGGAAACAAGGACGUGUCCUUCUUCACAAGUCUGUGAAACAUUAUCAGGUGGCUGUUGAGGGAGAAAUUGGAAAAGGACCCGGAGGAAUUGCUGUAGAUGACAUUAAUAUUGACAACCACAUAGCACAAGAGGAUUGCUCAAAAUCAACUGAUGUGGAGAAUGAAAGAGAUGAAGACCCAGAAAUUAAUCAAACAGACUCCUCAGACCAUUACAAUGAUAACGUCGCAAGGAAGCAAGGCAAUGUGCUGAAGACCCUAGACCCCAUUCUUAUUACCAUUAUAGCCAUGAGUGCGCUCGGGGUGCUUUUAGGAGCCAUCUGCGGAGUCGUCCUGUAUUGUGCCUGUUGGCACAAUGGAAUGUCAGACAGGAACUUAUCUGCACUGGAGAAUUACAAUUUUGAACUUGUGGAUGGAGUAAAAUUGAAAAAAGAUAAACUAAACACACAGAAUUCUUAUUCGGAAGCAUGAAAGUAAAAAGCAACUAAAGAAGUUUCAAGAGAAUUGGAAUGAAAGGACAUACCGUGAUUGUGCUGGGGAACUGUCGAUCUUCUUUUACUGUAUAGGCUGAAAAGUGCGUUGAUAACGCUGAGCCAAGCUUUUCUCAGGAGCUUCAAUGAGUGUAACUGAUAAACAUGGACAACAAUCUGUGUUAACAAUCUGAAUCAUGUACAGUCUGCUUUUCCUGUUGGUUUUAUUUGGAAUAAUCAAAUGCUGGUGUUGAGACCAAGUAUGAUUGACUUAUAGUUCAUUUUGUCUUUCUUUUUCUCCUUCUCUCUUGUUUUUCUUUUAUGGAUAGUUUUAUUUUUAUUGUGAAAAUCCGAGAUGCUGUCACAAAGUGUAUUCAGUGGGGUCCUUUUGAUGGACAUGCUGUCUGUAGCUCAGUGCCCAGAAAAUAUUGGAGUAACGGCAAUUUAGUGGACUCCUGCACCUGUAUUUUGUGUAUAAUUGCUCGUGUUGUGCGUAGGCAAAGAAAGGUUAGGGUGUUUUUGAAGAGUACUGUAGCAUCAGUACUGAUUUAGUGUGUCAGCUCUGUUUACGAAGCAAUACGGUCAAAUUUUAUUGAUGUUUUUCAGUGUUGUACUAAACUUCGUGCUUGUGAAUUCCAUACAAGAAUAUGUGCCAUCAUCAGACACAACUGGCAAACGAGUGUACUGCCUAGAAUCUAAACAAAAAGUCCUUGGCACUGACUAGUGUAUGUCCUCUCAAGUGCCUUUUUGUUUGUACUGCUUCUCAUUGUGUUAACAUUAACUACAGCUCUGUUUCCCUCCAGUUAAAGCCCUUGUCUUUAAUCAUAUUCUGGUGGCUCACUGACUAAAAAGAAAGUAUAUUUUAGUGUAAGAAAGUAGCCUCGGAAAGGCAAGGGCUAAUCAUAUUUGACAACUUAGCUUGAUUGGUCUGCUUUCUGUAUUUCAAUUUCAUGUCUCUUGACCCUUUUGUAUAAAGCUGCAAUAUUCCCUUUUAUUGUUCUUUCAUAUAGAAUGUAUUUUCAAAUGUAAACUCUCUCUUUCUCUCUCUUUCUCUCUGAGUAGAUUGCAUAAGCAUUUGCCAUUGUAAAGGACAGAAAAUUGCAGCUUUAACUUGCUGGUAAUGGCAAAGGAUUUUACUAGAGUUUGUGUUAAAAAAAUAAGGGAAAAUUCAUAAUCCUCCAAAGUCGAACUUUGGGUUUCUUGUUAACAGCAUAAAGUGACAGUAUCUUUUUUCCUUAGUCAUGAAACAUGUAUUUUACCCAAUCCAAGAUGCCUACUAAUAGAUAGUUACAGAUGAGAAAAUUACUAAGAAUUUCCUUAUUGAAAGAUUGCCUCCAAAACAAGAAACAUUUCCCUCUCCUGGUUCUAUUCUCCCGUUGAAGUGUGUAUGUAUUCAUGCUAAUCAGGGUUACUCCUGGGCACUGGGGGCAGAAUAAGAUCCCACACUGUACACAGAACAUGAAAGUUUAGGACAGGUUAUAUCAAAUGGUGUCCAGGUCUUUUGGCUAUUGGCUACAAGUGAGUAAGCAGCACUCUUUAUAGGGCAUACUGCUUUUUGGAUAGAUACCUCCAGCUUUUUGGAUAGAUACAGCUGGUUGAAUACUGUAAACAAAUAUUCACAAAUAAUGUGUUUGAUAUUUGAUGUGACAAAUUUGUCAAAUAAAUUGUUCAACAAAUAAUACUCAGCCACUUAUGCAGCUGAUCCAACAAGGUAAGAAGAAAUUAGUUACAGAGGGCAAGAUUGUCACUGCCCUUUGGUAUCCAGGUAGGGGAGUAAGGGUAUGUGAGAACCAUCCCCACAGCCCUUUCAUGGCCUGGCUGAUCACUGUUGCAGAUUAAAGUGUGAAAAUGGCCUCUUGCACAAGCAAGUGUGUGGGGACUGGGGCAAGAGGGGUGGAAAUGGACAGAACAUUGAUACCACAUGCCCCUAAUAUACCAACCAGUGGAUUUAUUUCAACAUAAAGGUGUUGGGGGAAGCGAGUCCCAGUAAAGCACCGCAGUAAUUUGCUUCCUCCUUGAAACAAAGUGGAACCGGGGAAAGAAUUGUUAAUUUUAAGACGCAUAGUUCUUUCCCAAGGCUGCUUCCAUAGGACAGCUAUGCAGUAUCUCUAUGCAGAGCUAGGACUAAGUACGGUCUCAAUCUACCCCUGAAUAAUUUAAGUGAUAAAUGUAAUCAAUAUUCAUCAGAUAAGUGGUUCCAGGUAUAUUAUUCAACCAGUCCUAAUGAUAGACCAGAAAGACUUACAGAAAAUCCAUGAGCAUUCUUGUAACAGGGCAGUGGGGAUGAGAAAGUGUAAGUAUUUUACAAUAAGACAAAAUAGAAAAAAAACCCUAUUGGUUGCUAAUACUAUGAACUCUUUCAGGAACAUAAGAAAAAGAUAGAAAGCCUUCAAAAGGUAGAGAUUUAGGGUGAAAUCCUGCCCUUAUUCAAAUCACUGGCAAAACUCCCAUUGAUUCCAGUGGGGCCAGGAUUUUUAUCCAUCAUGUCCAACUCAUACAGUAAUCUAACCAUAUUGGUAUCAAGGCAGCUAGUUAAUUAUCCCAAAGAAGAUUGUUUUUCAAAAUUGUUUUCACUGCACUUGUAUCACAGUAGUGCAAUUUAAUUGCAUUAGGGUCUCUUCUUCCUUAGAUAAGAAAAUGUACAUUCCAUUAACCUACAUGUAUGUGUCGCCUUACGAAAAAAAUCCAAAUUUGGGGGCCUGAUCCAAAGUCUUUCCAGUAAUUUCAAUGGAUUUUAGAUCAACUCUUGGUCUUGGUGUAAUCUGAAUUGAAAAACUUGUUAAGAAACAAAAAAAUAAUACAUCUCCCUUGGGUAUCCAGCCCUUAUUAUCAAAAUAAGAAUAUAGCACUGAUGAUUUGAUUUCUCUGAAGGUGAUGGAAUGAAAGUUGCCCUUCAAUAAAGGAAAAAUGAUACUGCAACUUUACAUUGAAAAAGUAUCUUGCACUGAUAAAUAUAUUUAAAAAAUUAUAUGUUUAUAAAGUUAUUAAUUUGUAAAGGCAGUGUUACAAAAUGUUCAGUUUAUAUUGUUUUAGAUUGUUUCAUAAUUUUAAAGUGUAAAAUAACAUAUUUUUUUCUUUAUUGAAAAACUAUAAAAAUCUUCUGUAGUAAAAUGAUUUCAUUUUACUGGUAUAUUAUUCCUUCAUGUUUUGUACCAUCAUAAAAUUUUGUGCAAAUUUUUUUUACAGAAAUUUUUAUUUUCUAUGACAAUAUGACACUUGUAAAUUGUUGUUUCAAAUGAACAGUGAAGCCUUAACUUUAAAUGACAUUUGUAUUCUCAGUCACUAAGUAGAAUAAAAACCACAUAGAACUGAACUGUAACUUAAAAUUUCCAAACUAUGACUACUACAUUCCAAAGAAACAGUUGAAUUAAACAUUUUCAUAAAAUA